Messenger RNA from Lytechinus variegatus (green sea urchin), 3738 nucleotides. Its product is annotated as short transient receptor potential channel 4-like. NCBI's taxonomy places the organism in Eukaryota, Metazoa, Echinodermata, Echinoidea, Temnopleuroida, Toxopneustidae. Gene Ontology annotation, cellular component: membrane; cation channel complex. Gene Ontology annotation, molecular function: store-operated calcium channel activity; protein binding; inositol 1,4,5 trisphosphate binding. Bases 53 to 3472 code for a protein of 1139 amino acids. The transcript is spliced from 13 exons. Gene Ontology annotation, biological process: regulation of cytosolic calcium ion concentration; calcium ion transmembrane transport; manganese ion transport. The record is from RefSeq and is a predicted model, not a curated record.
UGUUAUCUCCCUUUGCAGGCGGAGUGAUGCUGCCAGACAGCGGAGUAUCAUCAUGCCCAAGUUCUACCAUGUCGAUUCGCUCAGUGACCGCAUCCCCCUGCAGAUCGUCCGGAAAGAAGUGCCCCUGUCACCGGCCGAGAAACAGUACUUGUUGGCGGUAGAGCGGGGCGACUACGCCAGUGUUCGACAUGCGCUCGAAGAGGCGGAGAUUUACUUCAAUAUCAAUAUCAAUUGCAGGGUGAAAGGAGCCGGCGAACCAAAGGAUCCUCUGGGUAGAACUGCGCUCCAGAUUGCCAUUCAAAAUGAGAAUAUCGAGAUCAUUGAACUCCUUCUACGGUACCAUGUUCACGUGGGCGACGCUCUUCUUCACGCCAUCGACGAGGAGGUCGUGGAGGCCGUCGAACUCCUACUCAACUACAAACCUCCAAAGAAGGACCUCCAUGUCCGGAUACUUCAAGAGACACAAGAAUCUGACUACGACUCGGAUAUCUCACCAGUCAUCAUGGCGGCCCAUCGGAACAACUACGAGAUUCUCAAGGUGCUUUUAGAACGCGGAGCUUCGAUCCCUAAACCUCACGACGUGAAGUGCGGCUGUGACGACUGCAAGGCCAGUAUACGACACGAUGGUUUGCGGCAUUCACGGUCGAGGCUAAAUAUUUACCGCGCCCUGGCGAGCUCUUCGCUGAUCGCCCUCUCCAGCGACGAUCCAGUACUCACAGCCUUUGAGCUGAGUUGGGAGCUGCGAAAACUCAGUCAUAAAGAAAACGAGUUCAAAGAAGAGUACGAGAAGUUGGCCGAGAACUGUCGAGAGUUUGCGACCCAGCUGUUAGACCAGACGAGAGGGUCCCACGAACUAUCGACGAUCCUCAACCGAGACGAAGACGCGCCAUCGGGGGAGGAACCUCUCAGUAGACUCAGACUUGCCAUCAAAUACAAGCAAAAAGCGUUUACUGCCCAUCCGAACUGUCAGCAGCUCCUCGCCGAGGAGUGGUACCAGGGUCUCCCGGGUUGGCGGCGGCAGCAUUGGACCCUCAAAGUAGCCAUCAGCGUCGUCGUAGGCAUGUCCUUUCCACUGCUUUCCUUCUUGUAUCUCCUAGCGCCCAAGACUAAGCUUGGCCGUAUAUUACGUCUUCCAUUCAUCCAGUUUAUUUGUCAUAGUGCCUCCUACUUGGUAUUCGUCGUCUUACUCCUCAUGGCGUCGCUCGAAUUCGGUAACAAUAACACUUCGAUCACUAAUCGAGUCAACAGUCGCGGUCCACCGCCGUCGGAAGUCGAGCUCCUCAUUGUCUGGUGGAUUGCAGGAUUCGUCUGGGCAGAAAUCAAGCAACUCUGGGAUGCAGGAAUAAUCGAAUAUUUACACGACUGGUGGAAUUUACUCGACUUCAUAACCAACUCGCUUUACAUAACAGUAAUAGGUCUUAGGAUAACGGCCUACGUAAAUAUACACAUUAUACAGAACGAAGAGUAUGGUGAUAAGGACAUGCCUCGAGAUGAUUGGGAUAUGUGGGAUCCAACCCUUCUGGCAGAAGCAGCUUUCGCAGUAGCAAAUGUAUUAAGCAUGCUCCGUCUCGUCUACCUGUUCACUGCCAACUCUCACCUAGGUCCUCUCCAGAUAUCUCUAGGUCGCAUGGUGGAAGACAUCGUCAAGUUCGCUUUCCUAGCCAUCCUCGUCCUCUUCUCCUUCGCUGCGGGUCUUAAUCAGCUUUACUGGGUGUAUAGAAAGACUCCUACUGGGCUAGAUACGUGCACUGGCGUGACAUGCGCAGAGCAGGACCAUAAUGUCUUCUCAAAUAUGCUCUCAUCACUAGAGGCGCUGAUGUGGGCAAUCUUUGGUCAGCUUCAGGUAUCUGUGGUCAAUCUACCCGAAACACAGCAUGACGUCACUGUGUUUAUCGGCGCCGUCAUGCUCUGUACAUACAGCGUCAUCACCAUCGUCAUCCUUCUCAACCUCCUCAUCGCCAUGAUGAACACCUCAUUCCAGAAAAUCCAGACCCGAGCCGACAUGGAGUGGAAGUUCGCCCGAGCCAAGCUCUGGAUGAGUUACUUCGAGGAAGGCAACACCCUCCCCUCCCCCUUCAACAUCAUUCCCAGCCCUAAGUCAUUCUAUUUCUUAUUCCGAUGGUUAUGGAAAAAUAUAUGCUGCUGCCAGUGGAAACAGAAGAAGCUAGCCAGUGUCAACAGAGUGCGUGAUCAGACACAGAAGAAAAAAGAGAAAGAUGACGAUUACCAGAAAGUCGUGAAAAACUUGGUGAAGCGUUACCUGAAGUAUUCUAAGCGUGGUGAACAAGAGAAGGGUGUCACCGAGGACGAUCUGAACGAGAUUAAACAGGACAUCUCCGCCUUCCGCUAUGAGAUGCUGGAAAUUCUCAAGAAGAAGGAACCAGUGGUCGCUCCAAAAAGUGUCUCGUUCCAAAAUGGAACUGGGGGCAAUGGCCCCGAUCAUUCACGAAAGACCACGAACUCCUCCGAAGACGAAAAUAGCCUUCACCGAGUCCCGUCGUACCUCUAUCGGAAGGGAAAGAAGGGUAAGAAGAGCCCUCAGCAUCGCGAUCAACCUUCCAUUAAGCCAAUCAAGAGCGCUCCCAUUCGGGAGGAGGACUACUCCAUGCCGGAGUUCUUAAAAGUGAAAAACGUCAAGAAUGUGGUGCUGGCGGUCAACGAACUUCAAAAGAAAUCAAUGAGGAGGAGACUAUCGCAGGCUGCGGCUUCGGAGAUGCGAAAUCAGGAAGAAAGGCGGUUGUCGUCAUCGUCUCUGUCACCGGAAGUCGUACCGGAGGUGGCUUUACCCUGGAAAAGGGCAGCUCUGAGUGAUUCUGGUAUUUCCGAAUCGGUGGAAGACCCGCCCACUUCAAGGAAACUCGAUACGGUUGAUGAGUAUUCGACGGAGGGUGAGGGGGAAGGUGGCAACGGUGGUAGUCAUGAGAGGAAAGAAAAGGAGGUUGAUGAUGUGGACGAUUCAUCGCGAAGAUCAUCGCUGAGUGGAAGAGCUCCUCUGAGAAGGGAAAAGGCUUUUGCCUCACGAAUGGAGGAUGAGGACAGUCCACCAUCGAUUCCUCAAGGAGAUCCAGACGCACCUUCUCCGGACGCUAGUGCUGACUCGCAAAGCACCUCAGGAAUAGCCUCAACAAACAAUAGCUUCCAAUCCCAGGACUCAAGAGAGGACGACCCUGACGACGAGAAUGACGAUGAUGAUGACGACGACGACGAUGAUGAUGAUGAUUUGCAAAUCCCCGAAGACAAUGCUACGAACAGCCUCGAUGAGAACGAUGAAGAUGCUUCGAUCGAUCGAGUGAAUUCGUCGCCGCUUCUCGGUAACGGCGGGGACGUUGGAGACCAGCCCUUGACAGAAAUUCCGCAGCUUAACUGGCAAACCAAAAGGCCUUCUUAUCCAUGGGCGGACAAUAAUUCCCCAAAGGAUGGAAUCGAAAUGAAAAGAUAUGUCUACAAUGGUUUCAACAAUUUACCGCACUAAAACAUUCGAGUUUUUUUUUAAGUGUAUUAUAAUUGGUUAUUCAAUGCAGCUACUAGUGUACGGUCAAUAAACGUUUAUCAUGAUAAUUAUCAGAGCAAUUAUAUCAUCAACAUUUUCAUCCACGUAUUCAUUUGUGAUAGUGUUAAAAAAGAACAGACACCGUUACCUCGGAGAUAUUUUCAAUAAAUGGUGAGCGUGUAAAGAACUGCUGUAUAACAAAGUCAAGCCCCAAAAUGUAUUCUGAACUUGAUAAAAUCACUCAAUCA